Molecule: messenger RNA, 2208 nt
Organism: Pestalotiopsis fici W106-1
Lineage: Eukaryota; Fungi; Ascomycota; Sordariomycetes; Amphisphaeriales; Sporocadaceae
Product: kinetochore protein NDC80
Exons: 3
Coding region: 1-2208 (735 amino acids)
Biological process (GO): attachment of mitotic spindle microtubules to kinetochore
Cellular component (GO): Ndc80 complex
Source: RefSeq, a predicted model, not a curated record
AUGUCGCAGGACACGGGUCUUUGGAGCGUGCGAAGGCCCCGAGAGACCCUAGGAGGCAUCAACCUCAACACCAACAGUGCCAUACCCCAACCUCCAUCCGCCAUGAAGAGAUCAAACUCUGCGAGCGGCUUUGGCGGCAGCCACGUGCGCUCUGUCUCGGGAUCUAGGCAGUCCCUGGCCAUGGGCAGCCGCCCGCCCCAGCCCAUCUUCUCGCGAGCUUCACUCGGCGGAAGCAACCUCGCUGAAAUGGGCAUGUCUUCCGUCAAGCGCGCUUCAAUUGCGCCCAGCAGCGGCUCCCUCAAAACCUAUGCGCCCGCCGGACUGCCAGGCCGCAGCUCAGAAGGCGACCCGAGACGGAGUAGUAUCUACCGAUCGCGGCCUUCGACCAACGGCCCCAUGAACCACCAGAGUUUCUUCCAGCAGGCACCGCAAGCUGCGGGUGUGCCGCGCGAUCCUCGCCCUCUGAGAGACCGAUCGUAUCAGGCGCGCAUUGGGCAGGAAUUAUUAGACUAUCUGGCAAAGCACAACUUUGAGAUGGAAAUGAAGCAUAACUUGUCGCAAAACAUCAUCAAGUCGCCUACGCAAAAAGACUUCAAUUACAUGUUUCAAUGGUUAUAUCACCGCAUUGACCCGGCAUAUCGCUUCCAGAAGAAUAUUGAUCAGGAGGUGCCACCGAUUUUGAAGCAGCUGCGCUACCCUUUUGAGAGGAGUAUCACCAAGUCGCAAAUCGCGGCCGUGGGUGGUCAGAACUGGAGCACGUUUCUUGGUCUGCUGCACUGGAUGAUGCAGUUGGCGCAAAUGCUCGAGGGCUACACGCUUCACAACUAUGACGACGCAUGCAUGGAGGCUGGCAUUGAUGUUUCGGGGGACCACAUCAUUUUCGACUUCCUGAGUUCAGCUUACCGAGACUGGCUGGACAUGGGUGAUGAUGCAGGCGACGAAGACGCCGAGAGAGCACUGGCACCGCACAUUCAAGCCAUGGCAGAGGCUUUUGAACGUUCAAACUCGAAGUAUCAAUCCGAGCUUGACAUGCUUGAAGCUGAAAAUGCCCGGUUACAGCAAGAAAUCGAAGACCUAGAAAAGUCGACACCAGAUCCACGAGUCUUGGAUGACAACUUCAAAAUCAUGGAAGAGGAUAAGAUGAAGUUUGAGGAAUACAACGCCUUGGCGCAACAAAGAUCAGAGAAGUAUGAAAGCCGAGUCGCCGUGCUUGAAGAAGAAUACCACAAACUCAUGGAAGAGCUCAAAGAGGCCGAUGACGAACGUCGCAGCUUGCAAAAAGAGGUCGAUAGCCAGGGAAUAAGCAUGUCGGAUAUUGACCGCAUGACUUCGGAGCGCGAGCGCCUGCAACGUGGAAUCGAGUCGGCUGCUCAGCGCCUCGAGGAUGUGAAGAAGAAGGUUGCAGAAAAGGAAACUGAAGCCAGCCGGAGGCUCGACGAGCUUGAGCGUCUUGUCGACAAGUACAACACCAUAGCCUACCAGAACCAACUCAUCCCCACAACUGCCGAGAACGCCAAGGGGGAGCAAUACGAACUUGCAGUCACGGUCAACGAGUCGGACUUUACAGGUUCAGUUAUGAAGGGGGGUUCCUACGGCGCUUCCUCAACAGGCACCGAACGCCUACUGGCAGACCCGGUUACUGGUUAUCAACCAGCUCACAUCUUGAACCUUGACCUGCGCGGAACAGUUAAGAACAACUUUGCGCAGUUGCGCAAGGAGGUCAGUGAGCGACGUGGCCUCGCCAUGGACGCCAUGAUGAAAGACCACGAACUACUCGACGGCAUUAAGGAGACCAUUGAGGACAAGCAGGGCGAAGUAGAAGCACUGCGACACCGCGUCCGCGCUGCCGAGGAGGAGUACGAGAAGACCAAAGAAGUCACAACCACACAGAAGCUGGCGAGCGAUGCACAAAUCGAGAAGAUGGAGAAGGAGCUCGCCAAAAUGCGCACCCAACUCACAGAGAGCUUGCAAUUCCUUGAGCAGAGGGAGAUGAACACCAACAUUGAGUACGAGCAACUCACACUCAAGGCCAAUGCUCUGCGCGAGGAGCUGCACACGGAAAUUGAGCGCAUGCUCAAUGACGUGAUCAAGUUCAAGGUGCACGUUCAGAAGAACCUUGAAGACUACGAGAGUUUCGUGGCAGACGAGCUCGAGAAAGAGCUCGUGCCCGAGGAGAUGUCGGUGGAUGAAGAGGAAGAAGAGGAUUGA